This is a messenger RNA of Seriola aureovittata, 1436 nucleotides long. RefSeq lists its product as uncharacterized. Lineage: Eukaryota; Metazoa; Chordata; Actinopteri; Carangiformes; Carangidae. The record is from RefSeq and is a predicted model, not a curated record. The transcript has 5 exons. The coding region runs from base 31 to 897 and encodes 288 amino acids.
CAAAUCAAAAACAAUAUCUUUGAUGAUAUUAUGAAAAAGAACGUUGCAGGAAAUAUUGUGAUAUUUAAUAUUAUUGAAUAUGAUGGAUCAGUGAGUCAGUCUGAGCAUGAAACAGACUUAAACAGAAAUGUGAAUGGGAGGGAAGAUGAUGAUGAUGAUGAUGAAGGUGUGACUUCCUGUCAUGUGAUGAAUGUGAAGUGGCGACACACCUUCAGUCUGAGUCACAGCUCUGAGUCUCUCCUGGAAACUGGAUCUGGAGAAGAACUGAUGUCAAACCUUCUAAGAACCCGAGAGCCGGAUUCUCGGGAUCGAGGAUGGACGGGGGAUAAAUAUGACGGCUGCACAUCACAACCUCCACAGCGCUCAGAGACCAGACCCAGGUCCAGACCAGCAUCAGCAGAGCUGCCUCAUCCCUCCAUCAACACAACAAUGCAUUGUGGGAACCUCUUGUUCCUGUUCCUGUGGGCGGAGCUUGUUGCAGGUAGACCAUUAAAGGACACAAAUAGCACCCAGCUUGAGAUGCAGAGCAUCAUCGCGGACCUGCAGAAGGCGCUGGAGGUCUACAGCAGCGUCCUCCAGAAGACGGACACUGUGAGAGCCCUUCCAGUCCUGCCCUGCACUGUGACCACUGUUCCCCCGGAUCAGAACUCCACGCUGGUCAAAAGACUGUCCGACUACCAGGGCUGUGCGGAGCGGCUCAGGUCUCUCUGUCCUGACGUCACCACGCUGUGUCGCGUCGUCACGCUGAACCAGGACCUGCUGCAACACCUGGAAAAAUCACACCAGGACUCGGGGUGUCCCACCUCCUCCCCUCCCCCACCAGACUUUGACUCCAUGCUUGAAUCCAUCCAGUGUGUUCAGUGCUGGAGCCAGGAGGUGAAAGCGCUGCGCAGAUAACACCUGAGGUCUUUACCUGUCACUUCAGUGUGACGCCUGCUCUGAUACUGAAUAUAAUCUGAAUGACACAGUGAUCAGGAGGAGGCACCUGUCUCCACAUGGAUUCAGAAAAGGUUCUCCACUACAUGACGUCAUUCAGAUGUCUUCUUCUCUGAUUAUUCUCAUAUUAUUCCUUCAUAUUCAAAUAUAUUUUCUCAAUAAUAUGAUUCUGAUAAUAUGAAAAUCUCACAAACUAGAUUUACAUAAUAAUUUAAAUAAGUCAUAAUAUUAUAUAUUUAUAUGAUAUUUAACACAUUAACCAGAAUUUAUCUUGUACUGAUUUGACCGAUUUUCUCUCUAUUUAUUUAUGUUUUAAACCACUUUUCUUUGUUCUAUAACCUGAUGAUUUGUUUAUUUAUCUAUGAUGUAUUAACUGUAAUACUGUGUAUGAACUACAGAGGGCACUGCUCGUCGUUUUGUACUGUUGAAUUAACACAAAUAUAAACACACCAAGUUUUUCAUAUAUUUAUAUUUCAUAUAUUUGAACCUGUUGAAUUGUU